Erinaceus europaeus (western European hedgehog) is the source of this 6022-nucleotide messenger RNA. It is a transcript of the gene KCNMA1, whose product is annotated as potassium calcium-activated channel subfamily M alpha 1. Gene Ontology annotation, cellular component: postsynaptic membrane. Gene Ontology annotation, biological process: transmembrane transport; potassium ion transport. The transcript has 28 exons. Lineage: Eukaryota; Metazoa; Chordata; Mammalia; Eulipotyphla; Erinaceidae. Gene Ontology annotation, molecular function: large conductance calcium-activated potassium channel activity. The record is from RefSeq and is a predicted model, not a curated record. Bases 93 to 3239 code for a protein of 1048 amino acids.
CCCAGAAGAUUAACAAUGGCUCAAGCCAGGCAGAUGGCACACUCAAGCCAGUGGACGAAAAAGAGGAGGCGGUGGCAGCUGAGGUCGGCUGGAUGACCUCUGUGAAGGACUGGGCAGGGGUGAUGAUUUCUGCCCAAACCCUGACUGGCAGAGUCCUGGUGGUCUUAGUCUUUGCUCUCAGCAUUGGUGCACUUGUAAUAUACUUCAUAGAUUCUUCAAACCCAAUAGAAUCCUGCCAGAAUUUCUACAGAGAUUUCACGUUACAGAUCGACAUGGCUUUCAACGUGUUCUUCCUUCUCUACUUUGGCUUGCGGUUUAUUGCAGCCAAUGAUAAGCUGUGGUUCUGGCUGGAAGUGAACUCUGUAGUAGAUUUCUUCACAGUUCCCCCAGUAUUUGUGUCUGUGUACCUAAACAGAAGUUGGCUUGGUUUGAGAUUUUUACGAGCUCUCAGAUUGAUACAAUUUUCAGAAAUUUUGCAGUUUCUGAAUAUUCUUAAAACAAGUAAUUCCAUCAAGCUGGUGAAUCUUCUGUCCAUAUUUAUCAGCACAUGGCUAACAGCUGCUGGGUUCAUCCAUUUGGUGGAGAAUUCAGGGGAUCCCUGGGAAAAUUUCCAAAACAACCAGGCUCUUACAUACUGGGAAUGUGUCUAUUUACUCAUGGUUACAAUGUCCACUGUUGGCUAUGGGGAUGUUUAUGCAAAAACCACUCUUGGGCGCCUCUUCAUGGUCUUCUUCAUCCUCGGGGGACUGGCCAUGUUUGCCAGCUACGUCCCUGAAAUCAUAGAGUUAAUAGGAAACCGCAAGAAAUACGGGGGCUCCUAUAGUGCGGUUAGUGGAAGAAAGCACAUUGUGGUCUGUGGACAUAUCACUCUGGAAAGUGUUUCUAACUUCCUGAAGGACUUUCUGCACAAGGAUCGGGAUGAUGUCAAUGUGGAGAUCGUCUUUCUUCACAACAUUUCUCCUAACCUGGAGCUUGAAGCUCUGUUCAAACGGCAUUUUACUCAGGUGGAAUUUUAUCAGGGUUCCGUCCUCAAUCCACAUGAUCUUGCAAGAGUCAAGAUAGAGUCAGCAGAUGCCUGCCUAAUCCUUGCCAAUAAGUACUGCGCAGACCCUGAUGCCGAAGAUGCUUCUAAUAUCAUGAGAGUAAUCUCCAUAAAGAACUACCACCCGAGGAUAAGAAUCAUCACUCAGAUGCUGCAGUAUCACAACAAGGCCCAUCUGCUAAACAUCCCAAGUUGGAAUUGGAAAGAGGGUGAUGAUGCAAUCUGCCUUGCAGAGCUGAAGCUGGGGUUCAUAGCCCAGAGCUGCCUGGCCCAAGGCCUCUCCACCAUGCUUGCCAACCUCUUCUCCAUGAGGUCAUUCAUAAAGAUUGAGGAAGACACAUGGCAGAAAUAUUACUUGGAAGGAGUUUCAAAUGAAAUGUACACAGAAUACCUCUCCAGUGCCUUUGUGGGUCUAUCCUUCCCUACUGUUUGUGAGCUGUGUUUUGUGAAGCUCAAGCUCCUAAUGAUAGCCAUUGAGUACAAAUCUGCCAACCGGGAGAGCCGUAUAUUAAUUAACCCUGGAAACCAUCUUAAGAUCCAAGAAGGUACUUUAGGAUUUUUCAUCGCAAGUGAUGCCAAAGAAGUGAAAAGGGCAUUUUUUUACUGCAAGGCCUGUCAUGAUGACAUCACAGAUCCCAAAAGAAUAAAAAAAUGUGGCUGCAAACGGCUCAAGGUUGAAGCUAGAUCACACUAUCUCAGAGACCAAUCUGAGUUCAAGAUCUCAACUCCCAAUUCUCAGCUUGUGAUGGAGCCAGUUGAAGAUGAGCAACCGUCAACCCUGUCACCAAAAAAAAAGCAACGGAAUGGAGGCAUGAGGAACUCCCCAAGCUCCUCGCCCAAGCUGAUGAGGCAUGACCCCUUGUUAAUUCCUGGCAAUGAUCAGAUUGACAACAUGGACUCCAAUGUGAAAAAGUAUGACUCUACUGGGAUGUUUCACUGGUGUGCACCCAAGGAGAUAGAAAAAGUCAUCCUGACUCGAAGUGAAGCCGCUAUGACUGUCCUGAGUGGCCACGUUGUGGUCUGCAUCUUUGGAGAUGUCAGCUCAGCCCUGAUUGGUCUCCGGAACCUGGUGAUGCCACUCCGUGCCAGCAACUUCCAUUACCAUGAGCUCAAGCACAUUGUAUUCGUGGGCUCCAUUGAAUAUCUCAAGCGGGAAUGGGAGACACUUCAUAACUUCCCCAAAGUGUCCAUAUUGCCUGGUACGCCAUUAAGUCGGGCUGAUUUAAGGGCCGUCAACAUCAACCUCUGUGACAUGUGCGUUAUCCUGUCAGCCAAUCAGAAUAAUAUUGAUGAUACUUCGCUGCAGGACAAGGAAUGCAUCUUGGCGUCACUCAACAUCAAAUCUAUGCAGUUUGAUGACAGCAUCGGGGUCUUGCAGGCUAAUUCCCAAGGGUUCACACCUCCAGGAAUGGACAGAUCCUCUCCAGAUAACAGUCCAGUGCAUGGAAUGCUACGCCAGCCAUCCAUCACAACUGGGGUCAACAUCCCCAUCAUUACAGAACUAGUGAAUGACACUAAUGUUCAGUUUUUGGACCAAGAUGAUGACGAUGACCCAGACACAGAACUGUACCUUACACAGCCAUUUGCAUGUGGGACAGCAUUUGCCGUCAGCGUCCUGGACUCACUCAUGAGCGCAACGUACUUCAAUGAUAAUAUCCUUACUCUGAUACGGACCCUGGUGACAGGAGGAGCCACUCCAGAGCUUGAGGCUCUGAUUGCUGAAGAGAAUGCACUUCGAGGUGGCUACAGCACCCCCCAGACACUGGCCAACAGGGACCGCUGUCGUGUGGCCCAGUUAGCACUGCUGGAUGGCCCCUUCGCUGAUUUAGGGGAUGGUGGUUGUUAUGGUGAUCUGUUCUGCAAAGCUUUAAAAACGUAUAAUAUGCUUUGUUUUGGAAUUUACCGGCUGAGAGAUGCUCACCUUAGCACCCCCAGUCAGUGCACAAAGAGGUAUGUCAUCACCAAUCCCCCGUAUGAGUUUGAACUUGUGCCGACAGACCUGAUCUUCUGCUUAAUGCAGUUUGACCACAACGCCGGCCAGUCCCGGGCCAGCCUCUCCCAUUCUUCCCACUCGUCCCAGUCCUCCAGCAAGAAGAGCUCCUCUGUUCACUCCAUCCCUUCCACAGCAAACCGACAGAACCGGCCCAAGUCCCGGGAGUCUCGAGACAAACAGAAAAAAGAAAUGGUUUACAGAUGAACCGGAUAAUGCCUAUCCCAGAAACAUUCAAAUCAAGCCCAUGAGUACCCACAUGGCUAACCAGAUCAACCAAUAUAAAUCCACAAGCAGCUUGAUUCCACCAAUCAGAGAAGUUGAAGAUGAAUGUUGACUCCCAGGAGACCAGAACUAUUUUUUUAAAGCCUGCCAAACUUCACAAAUGGUGACGUGACUUUUCUUCCUCUUACAUGCUGAAUCACUGGUGGAAACGUUAGGAUAAAGCAAGAACUACAAGAAUAAUAAAGUAGACAGAUCUUUCUCUUUGUCUGCCUUGAAUAUUGCUUCCAUGUAUUUUGAAAAAAGGAAAUGAUUUCAUUUAUAAAUUAACAUACUAAAAUAGUAAUGUAUAGCCUCUAGCAUUUUAAAUUAUUUUUAUUUAUUAGAAAAAAAUAUAUUUUUCUUUUUUUUCAUUGUUAGAUAUCUUCCCUCUAUCUAAACAAUGCAAAAUCAAAAUGAAUGAGUGACCAGACUCCUGAGUACAUAGUUCUCUUCUUUCUCUUUUUUUCUUUGAGGAGAAUGAUGGUCACCACCACAUUUAAUUGUAAUUAAAGGAGAUGAAAUGGAAUGUUAAAACAAUGUUAAAAUGAUCCAAAUAUGUAAACAUGUAUUUAGUAAAUUCAAAAACAGAAGGCAAAAUGUGGCAGGUGAGUUUCCUGAAUGAGUGUGUAUUUUGGCUGCACUGAUACCAGCUCCUAAUAAAUGGAAACAUUUAUUUUCACAGUUGAAAGUCAUAUUUUUGUAGUUUUAGUUUUUGUUCUGUACUUUCCAUCCCUUUGUAUAAAAAAGGGAAGACUUUCUUGCAGCUUUUAUUACAAUUGCAAGAUCAAGUUUACUUGACCAUAUAAUGAUAUCAGAAAUAUGAGUACACCUGGGAUAUGAUAUUUGAGAAUCAGUUGCUUAAAAGGCACUGCUCUGUUUAUUGUUCUUAUAGUGGGGACUCCCAUAUGCAUUUAUGCUUCUCAUUUCAUAUCUCCAAACCACCUGAGCAAGUAAUCUCAACUUUGGAAGGACCUGGUGGACUUUUUUUCCAUUCCCCAAGUCUCAGAGCUUUUAACCUGAAAGUUUGUAAACAUCGGUAGACUAGUUUCACUUAACAAGAUAUGGUAAUUUGUUCCUUUUUUUUUUUUUGUCCACUGAGUUUUUGUUUAAAAACCAAACAGAACAUUUACAUGACCAAGGAGGUGACUUUUGCCCAGGUUUUAAUUUUGCUGGCUUUCCUUUAGUUGCUGGGGCAGAACACACAAAUUUGUUCCAAAGCAAGAAAUAAUAACAGCAGGGGAAAAAACAAAGCAACAAAUGCAGUAGUACCGACUUUUAGAAAAGUCCUUUGAAAAUUACCAACAAUGAAAUUAAAAGUAUCAGUCACUUCAAACUAUGGUCAAGAGUUUUUUCUAGCCAUCAGACACAAUUGCUGUCUCUUAAGAGCUCUGCUGUCACCUGCAUGCUCAGUGUAUAGUCAUAUUGGCAACUGUUAAGUUCCAAACGAUUCAGCAAAUCUUUCAACUUCAAAAUUAUCUCCAGAGAAGCAUGAAUGUGAUAGUGAUUUGUACUUUCCUCAAAAUGUGAACUGUGGACACAUGAAGAACCCAAAUUAACCAAAAUAUCCCCCACAGUCUCAUGAUACUUAGAUUCUUCAUUCUCUAGGCCAUGACCCUGUGGUGUCUCAUAGAUCAGUGCAAAUCAGAUCAGAUCCAAACACUGAGAUCACCAUGAAAACAUGUCCACUAAUAUCUCCAAUUACCAGUGUAGGCAAAUGAGCUUCCACCUCUGCUCACUCUCCGCAGAGCCAAUGUAGUUGUGUUUCCACCUUGUAGGCACUGUCCUAAAGUGACUUCGUCAGACUGUGGUUACCCUGUUGUCACAUUUUGUAGAAUUAGUUAUAUUAAAGUAUUGUGAAUAUAAUGUAACUUCAAUUGGAUUGUUUUUAAAAAACUAUUUAUAACCAAUCACUAGUCUACCCUGAAGACUAAAAUGAUGUCAGAGGUCUAUAUUCAGGCUUAUAACAUUUCCUGGUUUCCAACAAAAAGUAAAAUGAGUCAUAUUGUGGGGAAUAUCCCUUGCUAAGAUUUUACAACUUUCCUGAAAGCUAGGCCUUCUUCUACAUUAAUGAUUUUUCACUGGGGUAACCUUAGCACAAUCACCCCACACCAAUCCAUGCUCUUACUUCUUUCAUGAUACCCAGUGGGCUCUUCUUUACUCCAGUUCCUAAUAACCAUUUUCUGAAUUUGUCAUUCUGUUUGGUCUCCUCUGGCAGGCAAUGGUAGUCACCUAAAGACUCUUCCAUUAGAGGAAUGUAAGCCAUAGAGUCCCAUAUCUAUUGCCCUCUCUUCCCAAUCUCUACAUACAAAGGCAUUCUGGAAGAAAAUCAAACUCCCUUCCUCUUUUGUUAGAGAGUCUAAACUAUUUAAAAAUUUUAAUGACUAAGAUGGUCUUUUUUUAUUUUAGUGUCCAUUCUGUCCCCAUCCCAUCCCCACUCCACAUCAUAACCAAAAAAAACCCAAACAAACAAACAAACAAACAAAAAAAGAAAACAUAAUUGGCAAGAGUCUAUUUCCCUUUGUGAUUGAGCAUCAAUCCAAUCCAGUGCUAUUUUGUCUUCUUGUAAAGAACUGUUCUGAGGCAGAAAAUAAAAUUGGGCACAUUUUUUUAAGGAGAUAUAUACAAUGACCAGCUUGAGACUUCUCUGGCCUAAAAUGGUAUCCAGCAAUUGGAAAGUGAAAUAAAAAUAGAGAAAAUUUGUAAGUACAUUGAUGCACUCAAGGGAA